Hylaeus volcanicus is the source of this 3296-nucleotide messenger RNA. RefSeq lists its product as uncharacterized. Gene Ontology annotation, molecular function: rRNA binding; U3 snoRNA binding. The record is from RefSeq and is a predicted model, not a curated record. The transcript has 6 exons. NCBI's taxonomy places the organism in Eukaryota, Metazoa, Arthropoda, Insecta, Hymenoptera, Colletidae. Gene Ontology annotation, biological process: maturation of SSU-rRNA from tricistronic rRNA transcript (SSU-rRNA, 5.8S rRNA, LSU-rRNA). Bases 1 to 2631 code for a protein of 876 amino acids. Gene Ontology annotation, cellular component: small-subunit processome; nucleolus.
AUGACGCUAGCUUCACGCUCGAAAAAAAUGUCUACAAAAAAUCAGAAAAAAAAAACCUUUUCCAAAAAAAAAAAAAAAAAACAUUUAUCAUUACAAGAUAUGUAUGAAGCAACAUUAAAGAAAAAGCAAGAAAGCGCGACGAACGAAAGCCGUCCUGUCACGUUUGACGAACGUGAAAUUUUAGAACCAACCAUAAAUGAAAAUGUCAUCAACGCAAUUUGUCAACCGCCACUUGAAAAGUUAUUAUCACAACUAUCAGCGUCCGAUACCGAUUGUACAUCACCAAUGGAUUCUUUUAGUGAUUCCGAGGAAAGUCUUAACAGUCACCGUGGAGUAUCACGUCUGACUGAUAAAACGAAUAAUUUUCAAAAUAAUAAAAUGGAUGAAGGUCAACCACAUUACAGUAACACCACGAUAAACGAUGACAUAUCAACUGGCUCGAAUGAGUCCAUUUAUAGUUUAUUGGAUGAAAAUGCUGAUCAUCGAAGUGAAAAUGUCACAAAUCACAUGAGUGACAAUGAAACACAUGCUCAUGAUAAUAAAUUAUCCAUUGACUUGCAAACCGUUCAAUGUGUAUUUAAAGACAAUUGCAAAGUAUUUGAUAUUCAAUCUUUCAAUGAUUCUUUACCAGAAAAGCCACAAGAAGAACAGAAGAAUACUUUUGUCUAUUUGCACCCUCCUGAUUUUGCCUCUUACAAAACAGUACAACAACCCUGUACUUUUUAUACCCAGAGUUUGCUCAACCAAUUACCAACUCAGGAUCUACCUUUUGUUUCCAUACUAAAAGACUUAACUCUACAGAAAAGAAUAGAAGUCAACUCUUUAGAUAAACUUUGGAAACAGUGGCAUCAACAUAUUGUUCCGUAUUUAGUAGAAGAAGUGAAUGUUUGGAAAUCAUUGAAACCGAAGGAGGCACUCGACAAUUUAACGAAACAAGCAAGUACUUUAUUUCGCGUUUUCAAAUCAUACAGUGAUGUUUACUACGCUGAACAAACGUAUUACAAUGCGGAAACAGUUCGUGCGCUGACAAUGCUUCAUGUUGCAGAGCACUGUGUGAAAACUCGAAGAAUUUUAGCAAAGAACAAUUCAUUAUUGAAGGAACUCAUUGAAUCGCGAAAAAGUGACAAAGACGAAUUCAAAGACGGUUAUUUUUCCAAUAACAAAAGCACCUCCUUGGGUAAAAACAAAGCGGAAAAUUCUUCUAUACAAAAGAAGAAUAAAAAAGUAGAUUCACAUAAAAGUAGUGUACCAAACGCUACAAAGUCAGCCAAAUUGAAUGGGGAAUCGGAGAAUGACGUGAGUCAUGUAGAAGAUAAGUUGCGUGACCAAGGAUUCACAUCCCCUCGUGUUUUAGUGUUAGCAUCAGCGCGUCACAUAGCUAAAAGUAUGAUAGAAAUGCUUUUAAAAAUUUUACCGAACGUUAAACAAAUUCGUAAUUAUAAACGUUUUCAAAAAGAAUUUCAAAAUGUUGAUGAAGAUGACACAAGCACUCCACUAACGAGACAAGAAUUCGCACAAGAAUUGUUAAAUGAAGGAAAAGCACCCGACUAUGCUGAACAAUUCAGAGGCAAUAAUUGUGACCGAUUUCGUAUAGGCAUUAAAUUACAUCAAUGUGGUGUGACUCUCUACGCACCCUUCUACCAAUCAGACAUUAUUGUUGCGUCACCACUUGGUUUACAACUGAUCGUUGGAUCCUCAGUAGUGGACAAAAGGGACUAUGAUUUUUUAUCUUCUCUGGAAAUCCUAGUCAUCGAUCGUGCUGAUGUCAUUUCUCUUCAAAACUGGAGUCAUUUAGAAGAUUUAAUUUUGGUGAUGAAUGCUAAGCCGCAACAAUGGCCUUCAGAUUGUGAUAUUCGUCGAUUGCGUUCAUCGUAUUCUAACGGUAAAGCUCGUUUUUUUCGCCAAACUAUCGUCUUAGCAGAUGGCCGACUUCCUGAAGCAAUGGCUAUGUUUCAUCAUGAAAACGACGCCAUGUGCUGUAAUUUUCGAGGUUUUGUUAAACUGUUUCAAAACUCAUCUGGAUCGAUUAUAUCUGAAAGUUCUUCGUAUGUGGGCAAACAACUUAUGAUGCACAUUCCUUGUGAGUCUCUGGAGAAUCUUCACGAGUCUUUACUGGAUUAUUUUGAUAAACAAUUUCCACCCUCAUUUUUAUCUUCGGCAAGCAACAAAGCAAUCACUGAUAAUCGACUUUUGAUUGUAGUUCCAACAUAUAUUGAAUAUUUACGGUUACGAAAAGUUUUGAAAACAUCCAAAAAUAUUUCCAACGACUCGCGUCAUUUAAAUAUUUUCCGAUCGUGCCAUGAAUACUCCUCAAACAAAAUGCUCUCAAAAUCACGACAAAUGUUUCGUUCUGGUGAAGUCAACAUUUUAAUAACCACAGAAAGAUUUUUGUUUUAUCGCCGCUACACUUUAAAAGGUGCUAAUCAUGUUAUAUUUUAUCGUCCGCCUUACUACCCAUCGAUUUAUACACUUUGUCUCAAGUCCUUAAAUAGACCGGAGGAAGCGAUUUCUUUAAUACUUUUCACAUCUUUUGAUCAAUUAAAUGUUGAAAAAUAUUUAAGUCCUAUUCACACCAGCAAAAUAAUGAAAAUGCUUUCAAGUGUUCCCAAAGUGAUUCUUCUUAAUAAAUAAAUGACAUUAGCAAAAUGGACUUUACAAUUGCAACGUUAAUCCUCGACAUAUAAACUUACCACUUUAAGUGUGUUUCUUCACGUCGCGCGACUAACUUUUUUGACAAUCCUACUCUCAGUGUCUCGUUUUCGAAUGUUUAUUUCAUUGUUAUGUUUCGAAUGAAUGGUACAACCAUUUACCUUAGUCAAAGAUUUUGUAAAUGAUUUCUGCGUUUUUCAUAAAAACAAAAGUUUUCUUAUAAGACCAUUUUUUCAAACAACAUUAGACUAUAAAUCUGCGUUACUUUAGUAUCAAUACGGGAGUGCGCAGUGACACAUUACUUGAGAUUCUGUAGACAUCAAGUGUCAUUAAAUGAACUAUGUCUGCUUUUCAAUUCAAUACUCAACAUAAAGCAUUCGAUUUACUCUUAGCAAUUUUUUUCCUCUACAACACGCGCCAUUUUUUUUUAAUCCUUGUUAUGACUGUAUUUAAAAAAAUCUAUGGCACAUUUUUUAUUUUGAAAUAUCAUGAUAAGGCAGCUCAUAUAUUUCUCUUAUACAAAUUACACUGCCAUUAGAAAAUUUUGAUAACACUGCCUUGCAGCUUUUCUUCAAAUGUCUUGUGAGUAGUUAUCUAAAAUAAAAAAAAAAAAAAAAAACCAAGUUGGCCUAAUUAAAUGUGCUCUU